AUGCCUUUUGAGGUCUUAAGUGGUUACCCUUUCCCCACUGCUCCUCCUGUGGAUCCAUUUGCAAAAAUCAGAGUGGAUGACUGUGGAAAAACCAAGGGAUGCUUCAGGUACGGUAAACCUGGAUGCAAUGCGGAGACUUGUGACUACUUUCUAAGUUACCGUAGAAUAGGAGCUGAUGUUGAAUUUGAGUUGAGUGCCGAUACCGAUGGCUGGGUGGCGGUGGGAUUUUCCUCGGACAAGAAAAUGCUAUUGGAGACCGUGUUACCAGUUUGUAACUCUGAUAUACCUGCAGUAGAUCCCAGGGUCCCGCCAUCUGCAGCCUCAUCAGCCCCUUGGAAGGCAGGCAUUACCUUUCGUCCCAGACACACCAAGCAGCAUGGAGAUGAUGUCAUGGCUUGUGUUCAUGAUGAUAACGGAAGAGUCCGAAUACAGCACUUCUAUAAUGUCGGUCAGUGGGCUAAAGAAAUCCAGAGAAAUCCUGCUAGAGAUGAAGAAGGAGUCUUUGAAAACAACCGUGUAACGUGUCGAUUCAAGCGUCCUGUAUAUGUUCCCCGAGAGGAAACCAUAGUAGAUUUGCACUUGAGUUGGUACUAUCUGUUUGCUUGGGGCCCAGCAAUUCAGGGUUCUAUAACUCGUCAUGAUAUAGACUCACCACCCGUAUCAGAGCGUGUUGUCAGUAUUUACAAGUAUGAAGAUAUUUUCAUGCCGUCAGCUGCCUACCAGACCUUCUCUUCUCCAUUCUGCUUGCUCCUCAUUGUUGCACUGACCUUCUAUUUAUUGAUGGGAACCCCAUGACCGAUGGAAAAUAGCAAGAAUUUGUCAGUGGAAGUUUCUCAGGAUGGACUGCUAUACGGACGGACGAUGCAUUUUUCUAUUGGAAUUUAUAUCACACCACCAUCAUCAUCUAGCUGCUUUUGAACAUAGUUAGCUUCUCAGAAGAAUGAAAUAACCGUCUCCUCUGACUGGCAGAGUGGUGACAAAUCAUUUAAGAAUAAUCAGUGAACACAUAGGAGAAUAUUUUCAGUGUUGUGACUACUUGAUUAAAAAAAGGAGACUUUUGUAAAAUCAAUGUGCGUGCGUGCAUGUGUGCGUGUGUAUGUGUGUUUGGGAGGGGUGUCUGCACCUGUGUUUAGGUGAAUUGAGUGAUGGACAUCUUAUCAAAUAACAAAAUUGCCUUCCAGAUUGCUCCCAAAAAGCAAAUUUGGGAAAACAUUAUAAUGCUGUUUGGUAGUUCUGUUGCAGACAGCACAACUCAAGUGCAGUUUCUGAACUUAAGAUCAGGAUACCAAUACAGCAGUGUAAAACCUGCCCUUCA
Nipponia nippon (crested ibis) is the source of this 1315-nucleotide messenger RNA. NCBI's taxonomy places the organism in Eukaryota, Metazoa, Chordata, Aves, Pelecaniformes, Threskiornithidae. The record is from RefSeq and is a predicted model, not a curated record.